AUGUUUGCGUUUGUCGUCUACGAAGUCGCUUGUCAAACUGUGGGUGGGAACCGUACCAACGGCACUGGUAAUUCUACCAUAAACGGCACCGGCGGUGGCAACGGAACUGGCGGUCGCAACGGAACUGAUGGCACUGACGAAAGCGAUGAAGGAGGUGUCUACUACAUCAGUGCAGACCUUGUCUCAGGAGUUCUUUACGAGGUCGUCAGUGUGCUCCUCAGCCUCAUCUACGCACUCGGAGGAUUCGGAUAUGGAGAGGAGUUCGGAGGAAAUUCCACUAACAGCUCUAAUCGGACUGGUCCCUACUAG
Ostertagia ostertagi is the source of this 309-nucleotide messenger RNA. NCBI's taxonomy places the organism in Eukaryota, Metazoa, Nematoda, Chromadorea, Rhabditida, Trichostrongylidae. The record is from the annotation of a GenBank genome assembly.